CCUCGACCCCCUGCGAAUUGAGCGAAACAAAUAUGGCGCCUAUCGAAAGCACAGAGGAGUCGAGGAAAGCAGUUUACAUCCCUGACAACACAAGGGAUGAGACAACCAAAGAGAAAUUCGCUAGGAAAGUCAAAGAGAACCCAUUUGUUCCAAUAGGCUGUGCACUUACUGUCAGUGCCCUGGUAUAUGGCCUUUUGUCAUUUAAACGUGGAGACGUGGGUAUGCAACAGACCAUGAUGAGAGCCAGAGUGGUAGCCCAAGGCUCCACCAUAGUAGCACUUGUCGGAGGUGUUGGUUAUGCACUUUUGAAGGGGAAGAAGGAUUAAUGAAGAAGAAAACCAUUCUCCAAAGAGAUUAGCUUAAAGCUAAGAACAGAUAUGCAUUGAUUCAUGAGUAAAUGUGCCAAACAGAGUAAAUCUAUUUGUGGUAAAGAUAACUUUGGCACAGUAUAAUAUUAUGUACUGUAUGUGACAUUCUUUGAAAGUUGUUAAAAAGGCCUACUUAGAUACUUGUGUAUAAAAUUUUGUUUUAGAAAAGUAUAAUUAUUGUUAUGCUUGAAUAUCUGAUCUUCCAUAAUGGAUUUUUCUGUCUUAGUUUCAUUUUCUAAUAAAUGAAAAGACAUUAA
Nematostella vectensis (starlet sea anemone) is the source of this 625-nucleotide messenger RNA. RefSeq names its product HIG1 domain family member 2A, mitochondrial. Gene Ontology annotation, biological process: mitochondrial respirasome assembly. Lineage: Eukaryota; Metazoa; Cnidaria; Anthozoa; Actiniaria; Edwardsiidae. The transcript has 2 exons. The coding region runs from base 33 to 326 and encodes 97 amino acids. The record is from RefSeq and is a predicted model, not a curated record. Gene Ontology annotation, cellular component: mitochondrion.